This is a messenger RNA of Abrus precatorius (Indian licorice), 690 nucleotides long. RefSeq lists its product as uncharacterized. NCBI's taxonomy places the organism in Eukaryota, Viridiplantae, Streptophyta, Magnoliopsida, Fabales, Fabaceae. The record is from RefSeq and is a predicted model, not a curated record. Bases 1 to 690 code for a protein of 229 amino acids. The transcript has a single exon.
AUGGGUAUGAUGAUUAAAUUUAAGAAAUCUAUGAUGCAAACUUUUGAGAUGACUGACUUAGGGAAGAUGAGAUUCUUUCUCAGCAUUGAGGUCUUACAAAAAUCAGAAGAAAUUUUUGUGUGUCAACAGAAAUAUGCCAAUGAUGUUCUGAAGAAGUUUGCAAUGUCUGAAAGCAAACAUGUGAAAAGUCCAAUUGUUCCAGGUAGUAAGAUUAACAGAGAUAUUGAUGGUGCAAUGAUGGAUGACACUUACUUCAAGCAAAUUGUGGGUAGUUUAAUGUAUCUGACAGCUACACGGCCAAAUAUCAUGUACAAUGUGAGUUUAAUUAGCAAGUACAUGUCCAAACCAACAGAGUUGCACUUGCAAUCUACUAAAAGAAUCUUACGAUAUUUAAAAGGAACUACUAGUUAUGGGAUAUUCUACAGGAAAGAAAGGGAAGAAAAUCUGCUUGCGUUCACAAAUUCUAAUUAUAUAGGAGAUAAAGAUGACUCUAAAAGCACGUUUGGUUAUGUGUUCUUGUUAAGUUUAGGAGCAGUGUCAUGGAUGUCCAAGAAACAACCAAUUGUUACUCUUUCAAGUACAAAGGUAGAGUUUAUGGCUGUUGCUGCCAGUGCCUGUCAAGCAAUGUGGACGAGAAGAGUUUCGAGAAAUCUAACUCAUUCUCAAGACAACAGCACUGUUAUUAUGUGA